GCUGAUUUCACAGACAUUCCGAUAUUGGUAGCUUCUUUGAUGCUGGUUGAAACUUCAAAGGAGUUCUUUCUUGAUCGGGGAAGCUUGGGCAAUAAGUUCGACACCAAGAUGACCCACGUCAUUAUUUGCAAGUGCCAGGGCAAUAACAACGCUGAAACGCCUUUAAGUCACCAGUUCUCCAUGAACCGGAGAGUGUCAUAGCGAUCGAGCCGGAGAUGUGAAAGGUAGCUUCAAGAACGCUGAUCUUCCAGGCAAUUACACACAACUACUGUACUACUACUCGAGUAGUAGCUAAUAGUGGUCAAGCAACUAUUGCUUGCCUUCGAUUUAUUUGUCUUGUCUCUCAACAAUAACACCACCACCGCAGCUACACUAACCUUUCUCACAAUUAUUCAUCCCCCUUGUCACUAGCAGCCACGGUGCUCUUUCUUUGCUCUUCCUCUCUCUCCCUCAUUCAUUUGUCUACACCGAACCGAGAAGUCAAAAUGGCGUCCAACCCAAAUCACCAAACCGUUCAUCUGAACAACCGCGGAGUUGCCUACCUCGAGAAGGGUCACUUGCACAAGUCCUUUAACCUCUUUCGCGAUGCUCUACGAAGCACCAUGAACCAACUGCGCGACACGACUGCUCAAGAAGCCGCACAGCCUACACCCAGCAGCAGCUCUGCAGCCGAAGGAACCAAGCUCUGGAGGGUCAAGGGCAUGAAGGCCUUUGCCAACUCCAAAGCUCCCUCCAAUCGACGUGUGUUGGGUCCGAGCGACUUUAUGUUCUCACAGGGCGUCACCCUCAUGGAGGAAGCUGGCGCGUACUCAUCGAACCACAUGGUCGAUGUCACUGUACGGUCGUCCAUUGUACUCUUCAAUUUGGCUCUGAUCCACCACAUCAAGGGACUCACCGAGAGCAACUCCAAGUACCUCAUCAAGGCCGAGUCGUUCUACAUUCGCAGUCACAAACUCUUGGUCGACACAGGAUUGGAGCUUGGUCGAUGUGGAAACCCCGUCAUCGACUUUGUCUCCAUGGCUCUCUUGAACAACGCUGCUCAAGUGGGUCGCGAACUCUGCCACUCCGAGUUGUCCCAGCAACAGUUCCGUCAGCUCAUGCAGAUUGCAACGCAAAUCAACGCCGCCAGUUACGGCGAAUCGUCCAUUGCUCAAUUCAUGGAAGAAACCAAGAACGACUUUCUACUCAAUGCCAUUGUUCUUUGCGAUCAGAGUCGAGCUGCUGCUGCUUAGCUAAUUGCUAUAAAAGCAUGACAGGCAGUCCCCCUUUUUGUUGAUGUUUUCACACCACCACCCUCACAACAGUUGCCAACAGACACACAAACAAACAAUCCCGCCUCCUCAUCGAACGAUCUGCAGAAACCGCAUCCGACCACAGCCCGCUAUCAUACUACUGUUCUUUGCUUUGUUGUAUCAAAGACGCACGCAUUCAUACAUGAAUAAGACUACAUAAUAUUACUAGUACCAGUACAUACUACUUCC
Messenger RNA from Seminavis robusta, 1481 nucleotides. Lineage: Eukaryota; Bacillariophyta; Bacillariophyceae; Naviculales; Naviculaceae. The record is from the annotation of a GenBank genome assembly.